Molecule: messenger RNA, 2129 nt
Organism: Oncorhynchus gorbuscha (pink salmon)
Lineage: Eukaryota; Metazoa; Chordata; Actinopteri; Salmoniformes; Salmonidae
Exons: 5
Coding region: 567-1634 (355 amino acids)
Molecular function (GO): protein binding
Source: RefSeq, a predicted model, not a curated record
UUGAAGGACUGUGGUAUUAGUGUCAUGGAUGCUGCUGAAUGCCCUGGCCUAUGUACUGAAGUUGUACAAUCAGAGCAUGGACUGUAUCCCAAGAAACUGUACUGUUUCAUACACCUGAGUGUUCAGGAUUUCUUUGCUGCUCUGUACGCAUAUCAUGAAUUUGAAAACCGCAGGUUUGACUCAGUGAAAUCCUUAAUCAAAAAGAAGAAUGGAAGCACUUCCAUUGAUUUUUUUUAUAUUUUCUCAAAGGUGCCCUGGACAGUGCAUUAGAUAGUAAAAAUGGACACCUGGACAUUUUCACACGCUUCCUUUUUGGGAUCUCUCACGACUCCAACCGAGACCUCCUUCAAGGACUUCUGGCAGAGACACCCAGCAGUUCAGAAUGCAACAAAAAGUUCAAGUUCAAGAUAUUGAAAAGAAAGUCCCUCUCCCCAGAGAGAUGCAUCAACCUGAUCCACUGUCUGCUUGAGCUGAAGGACCACACCAUACUGCAGAAUGACAACCAGGUAUCGUCUUCAGACAAGCCGCUAACUCCCUUUCAGUGCUCUCUGUUGGCAUUUACCUUCAUGUCAGAGAAGCCUGAAGAGUUUGACUUCAGGAAUAAACAAACUUCGGAGGACGGUUUCUACAGACUGUCUCCUGCUUUGCAGUCUUGCACUACUGCACUGCUCAACUGUUGUCACAUGACACCACUGCUAUGUGCAACUGUGGCCUCAGUUCUCCGAUCUCCAAAUUCCUGUAUUACAGUCCUGGAUCUGGGCCACAACAACCUGGGCGAUGGAGAGGUGAAACGCCUUUGUGAUGGGCUGUGGAACGCCAACUGCAAGGUGAAAACUCUGAACCUCAGGCACAACAAUGUUGGAGAGCAAGGUGUUAAGGAACUCUGCAAAGUGCUGAUUCGUCCCACCUUGAAGCUUCUGACCUUGGACCUCAGCUGCAAUGACCUUGGGGACGUGGGGUUGGAGUCCCUUGCUUUUGGCCUCUACGAGCGUUGCACACUGCAGGAACUGAGACUAUCUGGCUGUUUGAUCCCAUUGCCGGAGACAGUGUCCUCUGUACUGGUCAUAGCUUUGAGGUCCGACCCCUUCCAGAUGAAAGAGCUGGAUCUGAGCUACAAUCCCCUCGGAGACAUUGAAUUGGGUUUCCCUUUUCAGCUGAAGCUGAACCUGGAGCACCGAGGAGAGAGCAGGAAUAAACCGGGUCUGCAGAAAUAUGCAUGUGAACUCACACUAGACCCCAGCACAGCGAACGAUUUCCUCGUUCUGUCUGGGGGGGGCAGGAAGGUGACGUGCCAGAGGACGGAUCAGAAGUAUCCCAUCACCCAAGACAGGUUUGAUAAAUGCAAGGAGAGCCUGGACAAGCGGCAUUACCUGGAGGUGGAGUGUCUCCACAGCGUUCACAUAGGCAUGGCCUACAAGGGAAUCCACAGGAAAGGAACCGGUGACAACGUAACACUAGGAUGCAAUGCCAAUUCUUGGACUUUGUACGCCUCGAAGUAUAAGGGCCAUACCCAGCACAAAGACAUGCUACACAGGUUACAGAUCCCCCAAAUCAAAGCACAUGUGCCCUACAGAGUAGGAGUGUUUCUGGAUUGGCCGGCCGGCACGUUGUCCUUUUACAUGAUCGACCAAUAGGGUGCACUGACCCAUCUGUAUACAUUCCACACCACAUUCACUGAGCCUCUUUAUCUUGGGUUUGGACUGAACUCUCCGACCGCAACCGUCCAUCUCUUAUAGUCACAGCCUACGACAGGGGACUGAACUCUCCGACCAUCUCUUAUAGUCACAGCCUACGACAGGGGACUGAACUCUCCGACCAUCUCUUAUAGUCACAGCCUACGACAGGGGACUGAACUCUCUGACCAUCUCUUAUAGUCACAGCCUACGACAGGGGACUGAACUCUCUGACCAUCUCUUAUAGUCACAGCCUACGACAGGGGACUGAACUCUCUGACCAUCUCUUAUAGUCACAGCCUACGACAGGGGACUGAACUCUCUGACCAUCUCUUAUAGUCACAGCCUACGACAGGGGACUGAACUCUCCGACCAUCUCUUAUAGUCACAGCCUACGACAGUGGACUGAACUCUCCGUUCAUCUCUUAUAGUCACAGCCUACGACAGUGGACUGAA